GUUUAUUCACAAUGGAAGAGAAUCCAUUUGAAUCCAAUGAACGCCAUGAUAAUGUGAAUAAAUCUAACACUAUAGUCUUGCUCACAUAAGUACAUCAGAUUACCCUUAAACAAAUAGCUGGACACGAAAAUUUCAUACUAGAACAUACAACAAUAGAAAAAAACAAGAAGAAAAAACAGGCAGGUUAGUAACCACCUUAACAUUAAGGUUAGCAUAGAAUGUUGUUUUCCUUUUGUCUUGAUUUUAGAAUGGGUAAAAUGCUUCUUUGUUAAAGUAUAUUUGAGUAUAUAUCAUUCCCCUUAGAACUAAAACCCACUGGUCUGGGAACAGUUGGGCUCUUCCAGCCUUAAUGUAGAAUUUUUUUUAAAAAACACGGUACGGAACGGAACUGACUCACGUUCAGAUUCAAAUAAAUCCCUCCUGCUGUGAAGAUCUCGCGAUGUUUUCCCUCGGUGACGCUAAUUCUCGUGCGCGAGGUGAUUUUUUUUUUCAAACCGUCCAAUCAGCGCAGGCGGCUGGACGCUCCAGCUCGAACAGACCAAUCAGAGGGGUUUGUAGCAGGAAUUUAAAGAUCAGCGGCGUUUUCUCAACAGACCACUACUUCUGCUGGAGAAAGAGGAAAAAAACCCCCACAAACUUCAACUUUUGCUUCACUGCUGCUGAGCUCCUGUGUGACUUGAAAAAAUGUCUGAGAACAGCGCUCGUCUGAACAAGUUCAAGAACAAAGGCAAAGACACCAAUGAGCUUCGCCGUAGGAGGGUGGAGGUGAACGUAGAGCUCCGCAAGGCCAAGAAAGAUGACCAGAUGUUCAAAAGGAGAAACGUGGCUGCGUUUCCCGAAGAGGCCACUUCUCCACUUCAAGAAAGAAACCAGAACUGUCAGGCGUUGAGACAGUGGACGGUGGAAGAGAUUGUAGCAGGACUGAACAGCGGAACCACCGAGUCCCAGCUUCAGGCCACACAGGCUGCACGGAAGCUGCUGUCCCGCGACAAACAUCCCCCCAUCGACCAGAUGAUCAGCGCUGGGCUCAUCUCCAAGUUUGUCUCCUUCCUGGGGCUGGCAGAUUGUCCUCCAAUCCAGUUUGAGGCAUCCUGGGCUCUGACCAACAUCGCCUCCGGGACGUCUGAGCAGACGGCUGCUGUCGUGGAGGGCGGGGCCAUCCCUGCCUUCAUCAGCCUGGUCUCCUCCCCACACCAGCACAUCAGCGAGCAGGCAGUGUGGGCCCUGGGAAAUAUCGCUGGUGAUGGAUCAGCUCUUAGAGACAGGGUGAUCAAGAAUGGAGCUGUGACCCCUCUGCUCAGUCUGCUGGCCGUUCCUGACCUCGCUGUAUUUAGUGCCGGCUACCUGCGAAAUGUGACCUGGACGCUGUCAAACCUUUGCCGCAACAAGAACCCGUCCCCUCCAAUCGGUGCGAUCCAGCAGAUCCUCCCUGCUCUGAUCCGUCUGCUGCACCACGACGAUCUGGAGGUGUUGGCGGACGCCUGUUGGGCCGUUUCCUACCUGACAGAUGGUCCUAACGAUCGCAUCGAGGUGGUGGUGCAGACUGGUGUGAUCCCUCGUCUGGUGAAGCUGCUCGGCUUCGAAGAGCUGCCUGUGGUUACUCCUGCGCUGCGUGCCAUCGGCAACAUCGUGACCGGUACAGAUGAGCAGACCCAGGCGGUGCUGGAUGCCGGAGCCCUGGGCAUGUUCCCCAAACUGCUGCGCCACAAGAAGGCCAACAUCCAGAAGGAGGCGGCCUGGACUCUGUCCAACAUCACAGCAGGGAAGGACACCCAAAUCCAGGAGGUCAUCAACGCAGGCCUCGUUCCAUACAUGAUUGAAGUGCUAGUGAGGGGCGACUACAAAACUCAGAAAGAGGCCGUGUGGGCGAUUACAAACUUCACCAGCGGGGGCACCGUUCAGCAGGUGGUCUACCUGGUCCAGGCCAACGUGAUCGAGCCUCUUCUGAAUCUGCUCUCCUCCAAGGACAGUAAAACCGUCCUCGUCAUCUUGGACGCAAUCACCAACAUCUUCCUGGCCGGGGAUAAAAUUGGAGAAUCAGACAAGCUGAGUCUGAUGAUUGAAGAAUGUGGUGGACUGGAUAAGAUUGAGGCGCUGCAGGCUCAUGAGAACGAGACGAUCUACAGAGCUGCCCUCAAUCUGAUCGAGAAGUAUUUCUCAGAAGAGGAGGAGGAGGUGCAGUGUGUGGCCCCAGAAGCAACCAACGACGGUUAUGCAUUCCAGAUCAGUGAAACCCAGAGCACUUUCAACUUCUAGAUGAUUUUUCUACCUCUACUGUGAACUGUACUCUUCCCUCAUCGCUACUGUGUGUCCUUUUGUUCAUGUGCUGCUUUUGUACGUGUUGUACAUAUUGUUUUACCAUGACUGAUGAAACAAGUUUGUAAAUAAAGCAGGUGGAUUAUG
Messenger RNA from Acanthochromis polyacanthus (spiny chromis), 2403 nucleotides. It is a transcript of the gene kpna2, whose product is annotated as karyopherin alpha 2 (RAG cohort 1, importin alpha 1). Gene Ontology annotation, biological process: NLS-bearing protein import into nucleus. Gene Ontology annotation, cellular component: cytoplasm; nucleus. The coding region runs from base 685 to 2256 and encodes 523 amino acids. The record is from RefSeq and is a predicted model, not a curated record. The transcript has 11 exons. Gene Ontology annotation, molecular function: protein binding; nuclear import signal receptor activity. NCBI's taxonomy places the organism in Eukaryota, Metazoa, Chordata, Actinopteri, Pomacentridae.